Messenger RNA from Manihot esculenta (cassava), 1464 nucleotides. RefSeq names its product farnesyl pyrophosphate synthase. Gene Ontology annotation, biological process: trans, trans-farnesyl diphosphate biosynthetic process. Gene Ontology annotation, cellular component: cytoplasm. Bases 202 to 1254 code for a protein of 350 amino acids. The transcript is spliced from 12 exons. The record is from RefSeq and is a predicted model, not a curated record. Lineage: Eukaryota; Viridiplantae; Streptophyta; Magnoliopsida; Malpighiales; Euphorbiaceae. Gene Ontology annotation, molecular function: dimethylallyltranstransferase activity; (2E,6E)-farnesyl diphosphate synthase activity.
CGGAGAUCUGGAUAUGCAUUUAAAAAAUAGACGCAUAUUAUCCAUUUUUUCAAAAUCAAUUAGAAGAUCCAAUAGCUGAUAAUUUUUGCUCACAGUAGACCCAUGUGCACAGAAUCAUUUACGGUUUAAAAUAUUGGAUAUGAGCCAGUAAAGUUCCACAGUUUCACACAAAAUCCAAAGGAGAAGAAUACAGAACAAAAAAUGAGCGAUGCCAAAUCCAAGUUCUUGGAAGUUUAUUCACUUCUCAAAUCUCAGCUGCUAAAUGACCCUGCUUUUGAAUUCACUGAUGAAUCUCACCAAUGGGUCGAUCGGAUGUUGGACUAUAAUGUACCUACAGGAAAGCUAUACCGAGGACUGGCUGUUGUUGAUUGCUACAAGUCACUCAAGGAAGGAAAAGAACUAGUUGAUGAUGAAAUUCUUCUUGCUUGUGUGCUUGGUUGGUGCAUUGAAUGGCUUCAAGCAUGUGCAGUGGUUCUUGAUGACAUCAUGGAUAACUCUCAGACACGCCGUGGUAAACCUUGCUGGUUCAGGCUACCAAAGGUUGGUUUUAUAGCCAUAAAUGAUGGAAUACUUCUCUUCAAUCACGUCCAUCGAAUUCUGAAGAUGUAUUUCAGGGAGAAGCCUUAUUAUGUGGAUCUGCUGGAGUUAUUUGGUGAGGUGGAAUUCCAGUCAGUCUCUGGAGAAAUGAUAGAUUUAAUUACCACCCAUACAGGAGCAAAAGAUCUAUCAAACUAUUCAUUGUCACUUUACCACCGAAUUGUUGAGUACAAAGGUGCAUAUUAUUCAAUUUACCUUCCAGUUGCGUGUGCAUUGGUUAUGGCAGGUGAGAAUGUUGAGAACCAUGUUGAAGUGAAGAAGAUCCUCGUUGAAAUUACAAUCUAUUUUCAAAUACAGGAUGAUUAUCAAGAUUGCUUUGGAGACCCCAAAGCCACUGGUAAGGUUGGAACAGAUAUUGAAGAUUGCAAGUGCACUUGGUUUGUUGUGAAAGCACUGGAACUUGCUAAUGAGGAACAAAAGAAAUUGUUAUAUGAAAAUUAUGGGAAAGCAGACCCAGCCUGUGUUGCAAAAGUGAGAGAACUCUAUCAAGUUCUUGGUCUUCAGGGUAUAUAUGCCGAAUAUGAGAGGGAGACUUAUGAGAAGCUGUCAAAAACCAUUAAAGCUCAUCCAAAUAAAGCGGUGCAAGCUUUAUGGGGAAGAUUCGUAGAAACCAGAUGGACAGUUGAGAGAGCAGGGCAUGCUGCUGGGAACAGCUGAGAAGAAGAGAUGGAUUUGUUUGCACCGACUGCCAGCAUCUGCUUUGGUUCUUGUUCUUCUAAUGGUUCAGAAUGAUACUGGUUUAGCUCUAAAAUAAGCUGCGGAUUGACCUCUUCCACAGCUACAUGAAAUGCCUGUCAAUUUCGGUUAAUGAUUUUAAUACUUGAUUUAGUUUAGGUUAAUAAAAUUAUUUAUAAUUUAGACUCUAAA